Messenger RNA from Effrenium voratum, 906 nucleotides. The record is from the annotation of a GenBank genome assembly. Lineage: Eukaryota; Dinophyceae; Suessiales; Symbiodiniaceae.
AUGGGUCCGGCGCGGAGGCGGGAUCGGGAUGUGGCCGAGAGCCCCGAGGAGGGGCUGUGGCACUAUUUGGUGACGGAUCCGGCCGGCAUCCGCGCCCGCAAGGAGCCCUCCUACGGCAGCGCCAAGGACGGCGCGCGGGUUCCGGGGGGCGCGGUGCUGCGGGUGCGGAAGCGCCGGAGGUGCGGCUGGACGCGAUGGCUCUGCCUGGAGGGCGAGUGGAUCUUCGACAUCUCCCCCAAGGACCGGAAGGUUCGUGCGGUGGAGGUGGAGGUACAGACGGGGCACUGGAGGUUCGAGGUCUGCGUGCCGCACCUGGAGCUGCUCGCCUCGCCGGUGGGGAAGGCCACGGGCGCCUUUGGCUUGGGCGACUGCUUCUACGCCGAGGAGAAGGUGCGGCCGGUGGUGGGGAAAGGCGCCUUUCUGAAGGUGGUGGGCGAAUUCGCCUGGGCCGGCCCCGCCGAAGUUGGGGGUCGCUGGGAUGUCGCCGGGAUCUCGCUGGGAUGUCGCACGCCCAAGUUGGGAAUUCCCGUGACCGGCGCCUUCGUGCUCCUGGCAUUUGCGCUCUCAACCGCUAUCCCCAAGCGACGCUCACGCGCGCUUCGCGCGCCGAAGCGCUUUUGGCCCAUGGCUGUGGACUUUCUGGCGAUGGAGGAGCGCAGAGAACCUGCGCUGGGCUGGUCCGGGCGCCUGGAUUCCUGGAUCAGGCGCGUUCCCUGGCUUGAGAAGUUCCACCUGGCGGGCACCGUGGUUGCGAGGCACGACACGUCUGCGGACUUUGCCGCCUAUGUUCGCGCCUUGGCAUUGACCAGCGCACUGCCGCAGCAGGGAGACAUGGGCCGCGCAGCGCACUUCGACGAGCUGGCGAAGUUCGACGAGCUGCUCAGCUUGUGGGCGUGGUCCAUCUGA